Messenger RNA from Ostertagia ostertagi, 1029 nucleotides. The record is from the annotation of a GenBank genome assembly. NCBI's taxonomy places the organism in Eukaryota, Metazoa, Nematoda, Chromadorea, Rhabditida, Trichostrongylidae.
CUAUUCAACCUUAAGCAAUCAGCUUUCCUUACGUGUCCGGUUAAUAUAAGCGGAUCGCUUGUUCAACAAUGGAAAAUCUUAUGCAUUGCGCAUCAUUUAGGUAAUAUGGUGUGCGACUGCCUUGUGGUCAGUGCAGGAUACUGUGUUUUAGCUGUUGUUGCUUACAAGAUCGUCGUUGCUGUUUAUAAUGUUGUUUAUCCCUACUUGAUCGGUACGCCGGUAGAUCUACAUUCGAUGGCAGGAGCCAAAUGGGCAGUAGUGACGGGUGCAACGGAUGGCAUCGGAAAGGCAUACGCAUACGAGUUGGCCAGAAAAGGCUUUAACAUAUACCUCGUAUCUCGAACACAGUCCAAGCUCGAUGAAGUAGAAAAGGAUCUCAGCCAAAAAUAUAACCAGAUUAGCGUCAAAACAUUCGCAUUCGAUUUUUCUGUUGGUACUGUGGAUGAGUACAAACCCCUUCUUGAAGCUCUUGAUAAGGUUGAUGUAGGAGUUCUUGUUAACAACGUUGGCAUGAGCUUCGAAUAUCCAGAGGUUCUUCAUGAGAUUGAGGGAGGUCUUCAACGCAUUGGAGGCAUUACAACGAUUAACACACUACCUGUGACUAUUCUAUCUGCUCAUGUUCUGAAGCAGAUGACACCGCGUAAGAAAGGUAUCAUCGUUAAUGUGUCAUCCUUUGCCAGCUACAACCCGAUGGCUCUCUGGGCUAAGUAUGUGUCGUGGUUGUCGGAGAUUCUGCGAAUGGAGUACGCCAGUAAGGGGAUAACUGUCCAGACAGUUUGUCCCAUGACGGUGGCGACUAAAAUGAGCAAGGUCCGUAGAACAUCCUUCUUUGUACCUAAUGGCGAAGUGUUUGCAAGGUCUGCAGUUAGGAGCAUCGGACUUAUUGAUGAUACUACGGGUUGUCUGUCUCACCAACUUCAGGCGGAAGCUUCCAAACUUGCUCCUCCUGUAAUAUUAAACAAGAUCAUCACUAACUUCAGUAUGUCACUUCGAAAAGCUGCCCUCAGAAAGAAAGCUAAAGCUCAGUAG